Nomascus leucogenys (northern white-cheeked gibbon) is the source of this 3949-nucleotide messenger RNA. RefSeq names its product sphingomyelin synthase 1 (gene SGMS1). Gene Ontology annotation, molecular function: sphingomyelin synthase activity; protein binding; ceramide cholinephosphotransferase activity. Gene Ontology annotation, cellular component: Golgi membrane; endoplasmic reticulum membrane. The record is from RefSeq and is a predicted model, not a curated record. Gene Ontology annotation, biological process: sphingomyelin biosynthetic process; ceramide biosynthetic process. The transcript has 13 exons. The coding region runs from base 1166 to 2407 and encodes 413 amino acids. Lineage: Eukaryota; Metazoa; Chordata; Mammalia; Primates; Hylobatidae.
GCGGACUGGGCAUGCUCGGCAGCCCGGGAGGCUCGCGGUGGCAAGUCGGAAGCGUUCGCACCAGCGGGGCGGCGGGCUGCAGGCGGCGGACAGGUCGGGAGUGAGAAGGACCGGCCCGGGCUGACUGCUCUCCCCUCGCGCCUAGAGAGCCGGUCGGAGAGCGCGAUUGGGGUGCGGAGCCCCUACGCUGCCCUGCCCCGGAUUUCAUUUCGCGGCGGGGGGCUCCGCGAGCGGAAUUCCGGCGGCUGCCGUGACUCCAGUGCAACGUGACGACAGCAUGUAUGAUCCCUGAAUGGGCCUGUGGGCAUAUUUAGUCAUUCAUUUUUGAUCAGGAGAAAGAAGACAGCCAUCAUUUGAAAGGUAAAGCUUCAGUGACUGAAGGGGUGUGGACUUUUUGAAUUUCAAGAACAGUAAAGUUGGAACACAGCAGAGGGUGUGUAAUAAAAGACAAUACAGAGUCCUAGAUAUAAACGAGUCAGUUGUGGGUCUCUGCCUGUGGAUGCAUUUCUUCUUCACAUGGAGUGCAGAAAAUUGAUGUUUGCUAUUGUGAAUUAGAGGCAUCAUCUCUAUUGGAAAGAAGACUGAUGAAGAAAAAUAACAGCAUGAUUCAGGCACACCAUUGAGUUCUUCGGGAUGCCCAAAAGUGUCUGGUUGGGAAACAUGAAAUAGAAGACGAGACCCUGCCUCAGCAAGCGUACCUGAGAAUACUUUUAAAGGAAUCUUGAUAAAUGCAAAACAGUAGCUGUUGCAGCCAAUCCCUCCAUUUGGGGUCCCUGACUUCCCGCAACAUUUGUGGACGCAAGUUUGCAAGUUUUCAUGUCUUUUGAGUGUGUUCUUAGAAGUAUAUUAUUGGGUGAUGGAACUGUACUGGAACGAGGAGAGAAGCUGGUAGCUUAUAGGAAGCCAAGAUGACAAGAAUGUUUUUAAAUAAUCUAAGGAAGAAUCCUGCUCAAAAAUGAGGUGAAUUAAUGCUUGGGCGCUCAGGAACCCUGGACAGCUACAUGAGGUGUUUAAAAACUGCCCUGACCAUCUUGCCAAACAAGUCUCUGCUCAUGAGGCCCCACAGGAUGAACGAGCCGAGGCAGGACAGUGUCCUGCCCUGUCGGAACAGUGACUGCUGACCUGCCAAGAGUGAGCUGGGGACUGCCUGCUGUCUGCCAGUACAAUGAAGGAAGUGGUUUAUUGGUCACCCAAGAAGGUGGCAGACUGGCUGCUGGAGAAUGCUAUGCCAGAAUACUGUGAGCCUCUGGAGCAUUUCACAGGCCAGGACUUGAUCAACCUAACCCAAGAGGAUUUCAAAAAACCCCCCUUGUGCCGAGUCUCCUCUGACAACGGGCAGCGGCUCCUGGACAUGAUAGAAACCCUGAAAAUGGAGCACCAUUUGGAGGCACACAAGAACGGCCAUGCCAACGGGCACCUCAACAUUGGCGUAGACAUCCCCACCCCCGACGGCAGCUUCAGCAUCAAGAUUAAACCCAACGGGAUGCCAAAUGGGUAUAGGAAAGAGAUGAUAAAGAUCCCCAUGCCAGAACUGGAGCGCUCUCAGUACCCCAUGGAGUGGGGCAAGACUUUUCUGGCUUUUCUUUAUGCACUUUCCUGUUUUGUUCUCACCACAGUGAUGAUCUCGGUCGUCCAUGAACGAGUACCUCCUAAGGAGGUGCAGCCUCCGCUACCGGAUACAUUUUUUGACCAUUUUAACCGGGUGCAGUGGGCCUUUUCUAUUUGUGAAAUUAAUGGCAUGAUCCUUGUAGGACUCUGGUUAAUUCAGUGGCUGCUCUUAAAAUACAAGUCUAUUAUUAGCAGAAGAUUUUUCUGCAUAGUUGGCACGCUGUACCUGUAUCGGUGUAUUACAAUGUAUGUAACUACACUCCCAGUACCUGGUAUGCAUUUCAACUGUUCUCCGAAGCUUUUUGGAGACUGGGAAGCCCAACUGCGAAGAAUAAUGAAGCUCAUUGCUGGAGGUGGCUUGUCUAUAACUGGCUCUCACAACAUGUGUGGGGAUUAUCUGUACAGUGGCCACACGGUCAUGCUAACACUCACCUACUUAUUUAUCAAAGAGUAUUCCCCUCGGCGACUCUGGUGGUAUCACUGGAUUUGCUGGCUUCUCAGCAUAGUUGGAAUCUUCUGUAUUCUCUUAGCGCAUGACCACUACACUGUGGACGUGGUGGUGGCAUAUUACAUCACCACGAGACUCUUCUGGUGGUAUCACACUAUGGCCAAUCAGCAAGUGCUAAAGGAAGCUUCCCAGAUGAACCUCCUGGCCAGGGUGUGGUGGUACAGGCCAUUUCAGUACUUUGAAAAGAAUGUCCAAGGAAUUGUACCUCGAUCUUACCAUUGGCCUUUCCCCUGGCCAGUAGUCCACCUCAGUAGGCAAGUUAAAUACAGCCGGCUGGUGAAUGACACAUAACAGCUGUACAAAGUGGGGAAAAGACAAAUUGUCCGAAGUGCUAAGAACUCCAUGAGAGAAGAUGCCAUAAAAUAAACGCCUCCCUAAUCCUAUUAUCUUUCAAUGGUUACCUUGACUUAACCUAUUGAGUUACCUGGUCAGCACUGUGAUCUUUUUUUCUCUCCAAAGGACCUGCGUUGGACAACAAUAAAGAAAAAUUUAACCUAUCACGCACUGUACACAUUUCCUGUUCAUAAGUUUGGGAUUUACAUAACCCGCAACCACCAUGUUCCUUUGUAUAUGAUGCAACAGCAUAAAUGUAAGCUUUUAUAUCAUAAGUUCUGGUCUUUCCAGUCACAUCUGGAAAUAAAGCGUAUUAUUUUCUUGGGAAAACAUACUUUUCAUAUCUCUUGCCCCAAAGAUUGGGCUGUAAGCCAUUUUCUAGCAAAUGUCUCUAUGAAGGUUUCUAAGUACCUGAAUGGGGUUUGAUUCUGAAAUCUUUCUACCUGUUGCACCGAUAUUCAAAUAAAAAUGAUAGACACAGAAAGGUUUGGUAACUUUGGGUUUUGUAAAAUCAGCAAAGACAGUGUUUCAAAAAGUGCAAAAAAAAAAAAAAGAUUCUGUUAUAAAGUGAUUUUCUAAGUAUUUCCUAACUUUAUUUUUCAAACUGAUGUUAUGAAAACCAAAUUUAAAGAUUUUUAACAUGUCAGAGAGAAGAGAGUUAAAAUUUAAAAGUGCAUCUUGGGAGAGAAAUUUGUCUAUGUUUCUAGUGCCUUUCUUGUCUUGAUUGUAUGGUCAGUAGGCAAUCUUAAAUGUUUUUAUUUAAAAUAAAGUAUUCCAUGAAAAUAUAAAUAUAUGUAUACACUACUAAAUUUUGCAUUUAUAGCUAAAUUGAAUCAGAAGACUGCUUAUGGUUUUAAAAUUGCGAUGACUUAAAUAAUGAGGUUGUUAAUUAGAGUCAGAGCCUGUUCACAUAUUGUGAUCAGGUAGCAAUGACAUGUACCACUUAAAUUAUUUUAUCGUCAAUUUGGUAGUUCGAUUUUAACUACUCAAUUAAAACAGCCAUGAAUAUCUUUUCUUAAAGAGAGUUUUGAAAAUGAUCACUUACCUAAAACUUGAAAGAUAUGAAUUAGUUAUCCAUACUCUCAUGACAAUUUUGUUGGUGAACAACAAAAAAGAGAUCUAUUUCUUUAAAAGAUAUUUGUGCAGAAACUGCAUGUAACUCUAAGUUUUACUCCUAACAUACAUAUGUUUGGGGAAGUAUUCUAUUCUAUACUUGCCAAUGUGGAGAACAAAAUAGUUUUUUAAGAAUGAAGAAGUAUAUAUAUCCAUUCUGUAUUUUACGUGCAGCAGAAUUAUCUUCCGUAGGAUUUUUUUGUGUAUUCACAAGGUGAUAUUUGUAUUGUAAAACAAUAACGGUGAAGGAAAUAAAAAGGCUUUUAAAAUUUUGUUUGUUUUAAAUCUUUGUAAAGUUAUUAUUCCAGAGAGUAUGCUGGUAUCUUACAGCUUACCUAGAUCAUAAAUUAAUCAAAAUGCACUUUUUAAUAAAAACUGAUACUUAAA